AUUGAGGACUGUGCUCGUGAAUCUGCCAGCUUUAGUGUGACAGAUGCACAGCUGAUGUUUGCUCGAGAUGAGUUAGACAGCAUGGUGAACCAUGGGAUCAGAGCAAGUGAUCACGCACCUCUUCGGGGGGUGUGUUACAGCUUGACAAAUUGGAUAAAGGAAUGUGCUGACCAGCUAGUGGAAAGAGAAUAUGAAUCAUCUUGUAAAGUGUGGAAUGGCAAUGAGAUCAUUUCAGUUUUUCACGAUAUGGGCAUAACAAAUGCAACAUUUCCUAUGCUUAAGGGUAAUCUUGCAGCUGUGGUUGAGAAGGAGGAAAAGACAACUAUGCUUAAUGGUCAGGAAACUGUAGUGAAAGUGCCAGUACUCAGCUCUAAAACGCAAAUGGUCUUGAAAGGGUUGUUUGUUGUGUUAGAUUACUUAUUCCGCCAUAAUAACAGAUUUGCAGAAGAUUACAGAAUUGCUCUGCAGCAGUCUUAC
Messenger RNA from Staurois parvus, 477 nucleotides. NCBI's taxonomy places the organism in Eukaryota, Metazoa, Chordata, Amphibia, Anura, Ranidae. The record is from the annotation of a GenBank genome assembly.